UACCUUUAGAUUAAAUUUGCAUUGCUUUUUAAUAUUAUACGAGUAAUUACGAAUUUUUAUUGGCACUGUAUUCGCUUUCGCGGGUUUUCCGAAACAGUAUCGAAUUCCUGUUAUAUUGAUUGUUCGUCCACAACAUGGCGGCGAGAAAUCCCUCGCCACCUCGUCUUUCCGCAGAAGAAAACAAAUUGAUCCACAGUGAUAGCAUAGGAGACACUGUUUUCAGUAAGAAAUGGGUGCUUCAGACAUUAAUGCAGCUUGUUGAGAGUGUGCGUGGUAAUGACGGUAAAGACGAGCCGUCGCCAAACACAGAUUCCUCGUGUGAUCGCGAAGAUUUCGAAGACUCAGAAGAACCUUUCGAGAAGGAGCUUUGCGAGCUGUGGGACAUGUCGAUGAAUGCUGAUGUUGCUAAGUUCUUACAAGAAGUGGAUGCCACAGAGUUUCUUCUUGAUGUCAUCCUCAAGUCCAAAAGAGCCAGAAUAACGGAAAUAUGUGUUGGUGUGUUAGGAAACAUGGCCUGCUGCCCUGACGUCUGUGUCAACAUGAUGAAGAACAGUGAGCUGGUUGAUAUCAUUACAGCUCUGCUGGAUGAGAAUGCAGAUACACCAAUACUUUUGGAGACAACAAGAAUGAUCCAUGUUUUUAUCACAAACAAUGACACCAAAGAAGAAUGGAUUAAAAGCUUGAAGAAAACAUUUCAAAACUUUAUCUUCAUCCUUGAAAACUCCCUCAACGUUGAACUUCUUUUAAACUGUGCGCAUGUUGUGGACUCUUCUUUUGAUAGCAGUGAUGAGUUAUUGAGUGAGUGGGUAGACUCACACCUUGUGACUGCUGUUUGUGAAGCUCUGAAGCAAGUCCAGUCAAAGCAAAUGCAAGCUGCAGAAGCCCUUCUUCAUAUUCUCCAGCUUGUGUCAACCCUAGAAAAAGGGGUUGAGGCACUAGUUUCUUGUCAGUCAAUCAUCCCAAUGCUUUGCCAUUUUAUUGCUGAGAGUGGACAUGACGAGGGAGGGAUCAUUGUGGGCCGAGAGCUUUCCCUUACAGCAUGUUUCUCUGUCCUGAAUGUAAUCCUCCUAGCAGAACCAGCGGAAGUCUUAAGGGCUAUGGAGAAAGAUGCUAGGAUUAUGAAGAUUUUGAUGGGUCUGCUAGGGUACUCAUGUAAAAUCCAUCGCAAAAGAGCAAGAAGCAGUGUUCGGUUUUCUUUCUCAGAAGAUGAGAAAAAUGGACAAGAACUCGAAGCAAAAGCACCUGCACAAAAUAAAUCAGAUCAAGACAAUAAUGGACACUCAAAAGAAGAACAUAAUGAUUUUACUGAAAAGACAGAGACUAGACGUGAUUCUCUUGAAGCUGCUAACGCCAAUGCUGAUAAUCACGAGACAAGGCAAACACGUUUCAGCACAGAUAGUAAAACCCAUGAUGGAGCUAGUGAUGAUGUACUUGAAUGUGACAUACACCACCAGUACUUUACUGUCGUCAUAGGGCUACUGAAGGACAUCCUAUUAGAAUCAUCUGUGGCUCCGGCAUGUGUUUCCAAGAUGCUGGCUCCUCAUGAGAAAAUGCUUGAGAAAAUUGUCAACUAUGCAAGGCGAAUAAAUACAUACCGCGAAGCUAUCCAGGACCUGAUUGAUGCCACCCUAAGCACUCCUUCUCUUCACAAGAGGCUUGUCACAGAUCAUCAUGAAUCAACACAAAAGAAUCAAAGCUGAAAGCAGUACAAGGUAAUGCCAAGAUGCUUCAACUAAGCCAAGCCUAGCGUACGCAUCCCACAUAGAAGCAUUUAGAGAAAAGUCAGAGAACCACAAUGGCCCCUCACCACAAUGGCCCCUAACCACAAUGGCCUUCCACCUACCGAGGCAAGUGGCUUGAUCUUGUUACGAACAUGGAACAUGUAGAUAUGUAAAUAGGUAUUUGAUGCUAUACACGACACUCCCCAAGCAAAGAAAUGUAUGUUAGUCAUACAACCUCUUCGAACUCCAGUUGUUUAAAAGCCUGUAAAUGGUGACCCUAGCUGAUAGUAUUUUCUUUUACGUUCCAAUUAACCUGUAAAUAGUUGUUUGUUUUACAUUUUUUAAAUACAGUUUAUUAAAACACUUUUAUAGAAAA
Molecule: messenger RNA, 2097 nt
Organism: Nematostella vectensis (starlet sea anemone)
Lineage: Eukaryota; Metazoa; Cnidaria; Anthozoa; Actiniaria; Edwardsiidae
Product: protein saal1
Exons: 13
Coding region: 135-1700 (521 amino acids)
Source: RefSeq, a predicted model, not a curated record